AUGGAAGAAGAGCUGAUGGAGACCAUUGAGCGCCUGCAGGCCCAGGUGGAGGAGCUGCAGGCCCAGGUGGAACAGCUGAGGGGCCUGGAGCAGCUGCGAGUGCUCCGGGAGAAGCGGGAACGCAGGCGUACCAUCCAUACCUUCCCCUGCCUCAAGGAGCUGUGCACCAGCCCCCGGUGCAAGGAUGCCUUCCGCCUCCACAGUUCCUCCCUGGAGCUGGGCCCGCGGCCCCUGGAGCAGGAGAACGAGCGGCUGCAGACCCUGGUGGGGGCGCUGCGCUCGCAGGUGAGCCAGGAGCGGCAGCGCAAGGAGCGCGCGGAGCGCGAGUACACGGCGGUGCUGCAGGAGUACUCGGAGCUGGAGCGGCAGCUGUGCGACAUGGAGGCCUGCCGCCUGCGCGUGCAGGAGCUGGAGGCCGAGCUGCUGGAGCUGCAGCAGAUGAAGCAGGCCAAGACCUACCUGCUGGGCCGGGAAGACCAGCUGGCUGAGGCUCUGCUGGCGCCCCUCACCCAGGCCCCUGAGGCUGACGACCCCCAGCCGGGCCGCGGGGAGGACCCGGGUGCCCAGGACGGUGUCCCCUCGCCGGCCGCAUCCCCGGGUCACGCAGUGCGCAAGAGCUGCAGCGACACGGCGCUCAACGCCAUCGUGGCCAAAGACCCAGCCAGUCGGCACGCGGGCAACCUGACGCUGCACGCCAACAGCGUGCGCAAGCGGGGCAUGUCCAUCCUGCGCGAGGUGGACGAGCAGUACCACGCACUGCUCGAGAAGUACGAGGAGCUGCUGAGCAAGUGCCGGCAGCACGGGGCGGGCGUGCGGCAUGCCGGCGUGCAGACCUCGAGGCCCAUCUCCCGGGACAGCUCGUGGAGGGACCUGCGCGGGGGCGAGGAGGGCCAAGGGGAGACCAAGGCCGGGGAGAAAAGCCUGAGCCAGCACGUGGAGGCCGUGGACAAGCGGCUGGAGCAGAGCCAGCCCGAGUACAAGGCGCUCUUCAAGGAGAUCUUCUCCAGGAUCCAGAAGACCAAGGCUGACAUCAACGCCACCAAAGUCAAGACGCACAGCAGCAAGUGACCCUUUCCUGGCCCGCAUGCCUGGACCGUGCAUCCUCUGGUGAGGUAGAGCCUUUAGCAGCAAUGCAUCACAGGACGUGGCUGCUCCAGAGGCGCAGGAGGAAGGGGCCCCUCUGAUCUGGGAACACAGCGUGUUCCCUGAUGACGUGGGAGGCGGCCAACCUGUCCUGCCUCCCAGGAGCCCUUGGCCACCUGCAUCAGCCCAAAGGCGCAGUUCAGAGUUUCAAAGCCAAACGUCCCCACUCCCCCAGGGAUCGCCAUGCUCUCCCAGCCCCCGGCUUGCUGACCCUGGGCCUCGCCCUCAGAUUGGUGGCCAGGCUUCUGCAAGCCUUUCUGGAUUAUUUGGCUUUUUAAAUUUUUUCCAAAGUUUGUUUUUUCUGAGAGAUUUGCAAUGGGAAGUCUCCUUGACCCCUUGCCACAACUGGAAACACUUGAAAGGGGACCCCAGAGCCACUGUUUCAGGUUUCAGGGGUCUCCUGGACCACCCACUGCUUCUCCCCAGCUGUGAUGCUCCCACAUUCCCUUAGCACCAGCUGCCCCACCGUGGGGUCCUGACCAGGUCAGAGACAGCCCCUGCCAUGCAGACCAGGAGGCCUCAGCCAGGCCCCGAGUGUCCCCUGAUCCAGCCCUGCCAAGGCCAGGCUUCUCCCUGGAGACCCUCAGCCCACAGCAGAUCUGUAGCCAGUCAGAGGAGGGGAAGAGGGAGCCCGUGGCAGAGCCAUGCACCGUUUCCCUCAGAGCCAGCCCCCCCCAGGUCCAGCCCAGAAAUGCCUUCUGGGGCUGUUAAGCCUUCCAGGGGCUGGGGCGGUAGGAGCCCCAUCUCUGCACACCGCCUCCCACUCACCAAGCUUGGCUUCUGCCUCCCCUCUCUUCACCUGCCCCCAUCUCAGGGACCAUGAUGUCUCAUUCACUCCAUGCUCCCCACAGGCCAACCCUGGCACAGGUCACAUCUGCAGCCCCCAGAAUGUCCUGGGCAUGUGCCACCAGCUGGUGGUCUCACUGUCCACCUCUACCCCCCCUUCACUGGGGACUGUCAGAUCCUUACUCCACACCGAGUAGUAUCGAAUUGGGACAGGGAAGAGAAACCUGUCCCCUCUCUCUCCCUCAUAAAAUGCCUGCUCUUAACCUCCCACCUUUGUGGGGGGGCUUUUGAGGACCCAGCUGGGUUAGGGGUUUAAUCUUUUGGUUUAAGACUUCAGAGAGUCAACUUUCAGCUAAGAGAUGCCAACGUCCCCAGAUUGCCCUGGCCAGUCCUUCAGGACUUCUGGUUCCUUCUGCCGCCCUUCCUGAGACCCUAGAAAUCAGAGGAGCCAUACAGUCCAGUGGAAGGUGGUGGCCCUGGCCUCUGUGCCAGGAACCUAUGGAGAACCUUUAUGCCUUACUUAUUUGCAAUGGGUACAGGGGUUUUCUUAACACGCAUGUCUGACCUCCCUGGAGACACCACCCUACUCUCUGGGCGGCACUGUGAUACGAGCUGGCGGCUGAGUCCUUCCAUUCAUGCAACUUGGAACCCUUUGUCCUUUGGGGCUGGGCAGCUCCCAGCCCUCCAUGUGUCUCUGUUACCUGGGGGGAGGAGUGGAGUCAGAGGGUGGGGAAAGAGCUCUGGCCUGUCUGUCCCCCAGCUCUGUAGUGGCUGACCAGCAUCACCUUUGAAGUAUACGUGAGAGAAAUAUAUUUACAAAUGCUUUAUUCUCUUCUUUAAUAAAAAAUGCAUCAGUAUUCUAAAAGCA
Propithecus coquereli (Coquerel's sifaka) is the source of this 2797-nucleotide messenger RNA. Its product is annotated as cerebellar degeneration-related protein 2-like. The transcript has 3 exons. NCBI's taxonomy places the organism in Eukaryota, Metazoa, Chordata, Mammalia, Primates, Indriidae. The record is from RefSeq and is a predicted model, not a curated record. The coding region runs from base 1 to 1068 and encodes 355 amino acids.